AUGGCAAACCACUCCCAACUAGGAUUCCAAGAUGCCUCAUCUCCCAUCAUAGAAGAACUUGUAGAAUUUCAUGACCAUGCCCUAAUAGUAGCACUAGCAAUCUGCAGCCUAGUACUCUACCUGCUAACCCUCAUACUUACCCAAAAACUCUCAUCAAACACCGUAGAUGCCCAAGAAGUAGAACUAAUCUGAACAAUCCUCCCAGCUAUCGUCCUAGUCCUACUCGCCCUCCCAUCACUCCAAAUCCUCUAUAUAAUAGACGAAAUUGAAGAGCCAGACCUUACCCUAAAAGCCAUUGGACAUCAAUGAUAUUGAUCCUACGAGUACACUGACUUCAAAGAUCUAUCAUUUGACUCCUAUAUAACUCCAACAACGGAUCUACCACAAGGCCAUUUUCGCCUACUAGAAGUAGACCACCGCAUUGUAAUUCCAAUAGAAUCCCCCAUCCGAAUUAUCAUCACCGCCGAUGACGUCCUUCACUCUUGAGCUGUACCAACCUUAGGGGUAAAAACAGACGCCAUUCCAGGACGACUAAACCAAACCUCCUUCAUCACCACUCGACCAGGAGUAUUCUACGGGCAGUGCUCAGAAAUCUGCGGAGCUAACCACAGCUACAUACCUAUUGUAGUAGAAUCCACCCCUCUUAAACACUUCGAAACCUGAUCCUCCCUCCUAUCAUCUUAA
This is a messenger RNA of Coturnix japonica (Japanese quail), 684 nucleotides long. NCBI's taxonomy places the organism in Eukaryota, Metazoa, Chordata, Aves, Galliformes, Phasianidae. The record is from the annotation of a RefSeq genome assembly.